Neopsephotus bourkii (Bourke's parrot) is the source of this 3336-nucleotide messenger RNA. It is a transcript of the gene N4BP1, whose product is annotated as NEDD4 binding protein 1. Bases 64 to 2784 code for a protein of 906 amino acids. Gene Ontology annotation, biological process: negative regulation of proteasomal ubiquitin-dependent protein catabolic process; negative regulation of protein ubiquitination. Gene Ontology annotation, cellular component: nucleus; PML body. Lineage: Eukaryota; Metazoa; Chordata; Aves; Psittaciformes; Psittacidae. The transcript has 7 exons. The record is from RefSeq and is a predicted model, not a curated record.
UGGGAUUCCUCGUGUUAGUGUCGGGGGUCUCAGCGCUAUAUUGGGUCUGAAAGGGCAGUGGUGAUGGCAGCAAGGUGGGCAGCCCGCGGCUUAGAGCCGUGGCUGGACGAGUUCACUGUCCCUGCGGAGAAAAGCUGUCUCCUGGAGGCCAGCCGGGGCCGCAUCGAGUGCUUGUUCGAGGUACAGUUGGCCGUGCUCGGGGCGCAGGGAGACCGACGCAUCUGGGUGCAGCUGGCGGGCUGCUGGAAGGCCGUGCGCGCCGCCAAGGAGUAUAUUAAGGGACUCUGUGAACCUGAACUAGAAGAGAAAGAGUACUACCCAAAGGACAUGCACUGCAUCUUUGUUGGUGCACAAAGCCUGUUUCUCAACAGUCUUAUUCAAGAUACCUGUGCUGAUAUAUCAGUGCUGGAAAUAGGUUUGCUCAGUAUUAAAGGGGGUGCAGAAGCUGUUGUUAUGGCUCAGAGUCAUAUUCAGCAGUUUGUGAACCUUUUUGAGAGUAAUGAAAGCUUAUUAAGUGACAAUGAGUCAGAGAUUAAGAAGCAGUUCAGACAAUUUGUGGAAGCUCAUGCAGAUAAAUACACAAUGGAUUUACUGAUUUUGCCUAGCUCGCUAAAAAGAGAGCUUCUAGCUCUCACACAAGCUGAAUGCUGUGAAGUGCAGAGCAGUAUCAUAGAUCUGACAGGUUCUGAAAGCCCGACAGAGCUUUUACAUAACGAAGCCCCCAGAGUAAUAGCUACAAACAGAGAUGGAAGAGCAGAUGUUGAGGAAGAAAGAAACAGUGCUGGAACACCUGUAACUGAACUUACAAAGCAAAUGGAUGUUGUGUUUUCUGAUUCUCCUGGAACAAGUUUUGUUCCCAUAAAUGUGCCUAAAGAAAGGCAGUCAUGUAAAAGAAGAUCUUCUUAUGAUGAGGAAAGGCUUCCUAAAAAACAGUUCUCUUCAGAAAAUGAUCAAGAAGUAAAAUUUUCACACAGUAAUCAUUCAGAUAGUGAAGUAAUUAUUGAUCUGCUUUCAGAUAGCUGCAGUGAAAGCAGACCAAAUGAUUCCAGUCAUCACGUUAAAGUAGGUGAUGAAAUCAGUGAGGAAAUGGAAUAUAGAAUUCUUGUGAACUUUUUCAGAACAAUGGGAUAUCGCCAAAAUAUUGUAGAAAAAGUCAUUGGUAUCUUAGGUCAAUCUGUGGAACCGUUAACAUUGUUAGAAGAAAUUGAAAAGGAAAAUACAAAAUCUCAAAAAGAACACAAUCAGUCAUCUCCAAUGUCUAAAACUGGCAACCCCCCUUUAAAAAGUAAUGCAAAUAACUCACAAAAACUAGUAGACAAAAGCAAUAAAAGUCCACUUAAAUCCAGUCAUACUUCAAGGGAGACGAAAAAUGAGUAUCACAAAAUAAGAAAUCCACCAAGCAUGCAAGCUGAUGCAGAAAAUGGAAUGCAUAUGUUGGUAGGUAAACACGUUUCUCCUUCCAGUGAAAAUUCAGCUAUGUGCUAUAAAAAAGAAGACAUUUAUUGCCAGGGUAAGAACUACAGUUUGAGAUCAAGCGAUACAGAGACUGAUGGUGGUGUAACUUUUGGGACUAUACAAUCUGGAGCUCGAAAAGGUGGUGAUUUUGUAGCCAGAGGGAGUUCAGAUGAGCAGUGUACCUCAAUUAAGACUAAAACUGCUGUUCAGCAAAGCACUGCAGGGCCCUCAACUGUACAGAAUAGUCAUCCUGGUUCUGAGGACCGAUUAGGACACUGUACCUCUUCUCAAGGGAUAUCUCCUAACCAACGCCGUUCCCAAACCUCAAACUCAGAAAAUCCUGUCUCAGACCAGGUAUUGUCUUCACAAAUGCAGCCUUCAAAUCCUGAUAGAGAGACAGUGGGACAACAAAGACAUCAUCCUGAUCCUUCUGUUACUGGAGUUCAGAGAUUUUUGGAUUCUCUGAAAAAGCCAUACAGACUGGAAUUGAAAAAUGAACCUGGGAAACCAUAUUUAAAACAUAUCAUUAUUGAUGGAAGCAAUGUUGCAAUCACUCAUGGUCUAAGGAAAUUCUUCUCCUGUCGAGGAAUUGCAAUAGCUGUUGACUACUUUUGGAAACGUGGCCACAGAAAUAUUACUGUGUUUGUUCCACAGUGGAGAACAAGACGUGAUCCUAACAUUACAGAGCAGGAUUUCUUAACAGAGCUCCAGGAUGUUGGAAUAUUAUCUUUAACCCCUGCAAGGGUGGUUUUAGGAGCAAGAAUUGCUGCUCAUGAUGACAGGUUUUUAUUACACCUUGCUGAUAAAACUGGAGGUGUUAUUGUGACUAAUGAUAACUUCAGAGAAUUUGUGACAGAAUCAAUUGCCUGGAGAGAAAUUAUUCAAAGAAGGCUGCUCCAGUACACUUUUGCUGGUGACAUAUUUAUGGUUCCUGAUGAUCCUUUGGGAAGAAAUGGACCUAGAUUAGAUGACUUCCUUCAAAAUGAAGACUUUUUCAGAGAUUUCCAGUCAGCACCAAGGGUUUUCCAGAGCAGUAGACAAUAUCCUUCUGAGACACCUUUCUUCACACCAGUCCCCAGACCAACCUGUAGCAGUCAACAACCUAAAAACGGAGUACAUGGUGAUCGUGCAUCAGCACUGCUUCCACUGGAAAUGGAGACCUGCUUAGCCAUUCCACCACAGAGAUCUGACUCAGAAACAGAACGCCUAAGAGAAGCCCUGAUAAAAAUUUUUCCUGAUCAUGAGCAAAGACAGAAGAUUGAUCAAAUACUAGCUGAUCAUCCAUUCAUGAGAGAUCUUAAUGCACUAUCUGCUAUGGUGCUUGACUGAAUAGUAUACAGGGGUUUAUAUCACAACUCAUUUGACUAACUUUGAAUAUCGAUGUGGAGAAAAAUGUUGCUCAGUUAAUGUUACUUUGUGAAUAUUCAAGACCUAAUUUUAUUUGUAUAAACAGAGCUAUUUGUGUAUGUUCUGUUGCUAAUAGAUACCAGUUUUUGAUAAAUUAAGACCUACUGGUAUUAAAAAUUUGUAGGCAUAUUUUCUAGAAAAAAAACCCAAACCAAAUCUGUUUCACAUUAAUUGCUUAUUAAAGCAGCAGCAGUUCUAAAGGACUGUUGCCACUUUAAAUAGUGUGUUAGCAUUUUUUAAGAAACCCUUUCCUCAAAAGGGGAAAGUAAUGCCAGAGGUUUAAGACACUUACAGCCUUACAUGUAUUUUCCAGGUGCACACAUAACAGAUUUUAAUGUAAGUCAUGCACCUGUCAGAUAUCGUUGGUGUUUUUAUCUAGAGUAUAGAUAUUCUUAGAAAACAAAUGCUCUGUAGUACCUCCUUCACUUAUGAGCUUGGAAAUAUUUUCCAUAGAAAUAAAACAGACCUUCUUAU